Molecule: messenger RNA, 168 nt
Organism: Dictyostelium discoideum AX4
Lineage: Eukaryota; Evosea; Eumycetozoa; Dictyosteliales; Dictyosteliaceae
Exons: 1
Coding region: 1-168 (55 amino acids)
Source: RefSeq, a predicted model, not a curated record
AUGAGUGAUAAUAAUAUAGAUUACAAAAAAGCAUAUGAAGAACUUUUAGAAAAAGUAAAAGAACUUCAAAAAAAAGAAAAAGAAAGAUCCAUCAGACAUCUUAUUGAUAAUGGCAUACCAAAGUACAUUAUAACAUCAACAUCACAAUCUUCAUCAAAUCAUGAUUAA